CAAUUUGUCAUUCAAUCGCUCUUAAUCGCUGCUGCUGCGUCUCCCCGACAAGCGCUCGCUUUUAUUCAUCGCUUUUGUUUAGUGGCCUCCUGCUCCCUCGUUACCUGCUGCUUUUAUUUACUCACAGUCUCAAGUACUGGCUCAUUCCCCCUCUACAUUCACUUUUAUUUUCACAAUUGUCGGGAAAGUUUUAAGUUAAAAACCGCCAGUCGCUUCUCUGCAAGAAAUGAGCGUGUCGCUUGGAUUGUUGUGGAUUUGUUGGGCGUCUGUGCUGCGAUUGGGGCAGACUUCGCUUCUUGCUGAAGAGGGGCUUCUGAAAGAUGACACCAUUGCAAAUUUGCUUUCGGACGAAAACGAUGUUGUGCCAGAAACGCAUCCCCAUGUCAAGUUUAACGCCCACUUCUCCAAACACGACCGUGGGUGCUUUCUAUUUCCUGGCCAGGACGAAUGCUUGGGCAACUGCAACUAUAACACCUCGGCAAAGACCUUUAUUGUUAUCCAUGGAUGGAGUAUGAGUGGCCUCUUUGAGACCUGGUUGCACCGGUUGGUAGGUGCCCUGCAGGAGAGAGAGCAGUAUGCCAAUGUCAUUGUUGUGGACUGGAUGAAUCUGGCGCACCAGCUCUAUCCUGAUGCUGUGAAUAAUACCUUGGUGGUUGGAAAGGACAUUGCCGUACUUAUGGACUGGUUACAGGACAAGGCGAACCUCUCCCUUGAAAAUGUUCAUCUCAUUGGCUACAGUCUUGGUGCUCAUGUUGCUGGCUAUGCAGGAAACUUUGUCACUGGAAGAAUCGGCCGUAUAACAGGUCUGGAUCCAGCAGGACCCAUGUUUGAAGGUGCAGAGGCCCACAAGCGUCUUUCUCCAGAUGAUGCCGAUUUUGUAGAUGUUCUCCAUACUUACACACGGGAAGCUUUGGGGGUCAGCAUUGGAAUUCAGAUGCCUAUUGGGCACAUUGAUGUAUAUCCCAAUGGUGGAGACUUUCAACCUGGCUGUGGGCUGAGUGACGUUCUCGGGGCAAUUGCAUAUGGCAGCAUCGGUGAUGCAGUAAAGUGUGAGCACGAGAGAUCUGUGCACUUGUUUGUGGAUUCCCUCAUUCAUAAGGACAAAGAGAGCUUCGCUUUCCAGUGCACUGACUCGGAUCGCUUCAAAAAGGGCAUUUGCUUAAGCUGCCGCAAGAACCGAUGCAAUGCCAUUGGCUACAAUGCUAAAAGAAUGAGGAGCAAGCGCAACAGCAAGAUGUUCCUGAAAACCCGAGCACAAAUGCCCUACAAAGUUUUCCAUUAUCAGAUGAAAAUGCACAUUUUCAAUUACAAAAGUGCCCUGGAAUCUGAGCCCACCUUCUCUGUCACUCUUAUGGGAACCUUGAAUGAUUCAGUCCCUCUUCCCCUUGCAGUUCCUGGGGAGAUCGGAUACAAUUUUACGAACACAUUCCUGGUUUAUACAGAAGAUAACAUUGGGGACCUCUUAAAGAUCCAUCUGAAGUGGGAUGGAAGCAAACAGAUGUGGUAUUCAUUUUGGAACUCAUUCCAAAACUAUUGGGCCAAGAAUGACGUCACUGACAAAGAACUCCAUAUCCGACGCAUCCGAGUAAAAUCCGGGGAGACCCAGCAAAAGUUUACGUUCUGUCUUGAAAAUCCGGAAUCAACCCUUCUAAUGCCUGGUAGCGAACUUGUGUUCGUGAAGUGUAGAGACGGUUGGGAAGUCAAACCACGUAAGCGGGUGAAUCUGUAACGUGCCAGCAAGGGCGGGUGUCUGCUGGCUCCUGAUGUGUCUACUGCAGCCUUGUUGGUGAAAGAAUAUUUUGGGCAAAUACCUGUGAACAUAUUCUGUUCUGUGUAUAGCACUGAAGAUAUUGCUGCUGGUUAAAAGCAGAAGUCAACAAGGAUUGCAGACUGCUGCAGUGGGUCACCUUCAACCAAUGAACGGCUCAACUGGGCUCAGACUUGCAGCCAAAUCCAUAGCACUAACUCCAUGGUGGGGAUUUUUUAAGGGUGGACGUCUUGUUACACUUAAGAACUUUGUAUUCAUUAAAAAAGAAAGUUAUGGUGGCCCACCAUGUUAGCAUGUAGCCCUCAAACCGUCCCACCCACAUAUUUUCAAGAACUGAACUACUGUCCCUUAGUGUAUUUAACUCCUCACCCAUGGCAUAUUUCUGCUCUUUAUGUGAAGGUAGGGUAGAAGGUGUGCUGGUUGGGACUAGAGAAGACUACAUGAUGGCCGCCACUGAGGUCAAGCCUUUUUUACCUAUUUUGCUCUUCCAAUAUGGUAUCUUUCCGAUCUCCAUUUUAAAGGAACAGUAAUGUUAUGAAACUGUCUUCUAUGAAGUACAGCAACAUGUUUGGAUGCUUCCGGAGCAGGUCAACAAGUCGCUUUUGUUUUUGAAAGAGCGUAUGUGUUCUCUGGAAGAGAAUAUGCAAGUAGUAGUAUAUGUGAUGCUUCAUUGCAUUUGUUACAUUGGCCACACCAUGUGUUUUUUGGUCUGACACACUGAAUUCCUAUCAUUUUUCUCUGCAGAAAAAAGCACUUUAGUUUUCAACAUUACUGUCCUUUUUAAAAGACCCUUAUCAUUAUUAGGCCAGCCAUAUCAACGCUUGGUGCUCUUAGUGCGAUCAAAUGGAAAUUUAGACCAGUAAUGUGGCAUUGUAGGAAUUCUCAUGCUACUAUUCUUUUUGGUUUAAGAAACAAAAUCAAAGUUGGGACUACUGUUCUAAAUGGCUUUAAAGUCAACCACCCAUAGCCCCAAAACCACCACUCACACCAGGCAUAUCUUACAAAGUCUUCCUGCUAUUGAUCUGCAAUACUUGUCAUCACCAAACCAACCUUCAGCUUGGACAUCCUUAGCUUACCUCUAAAUACCAGUUUCUUCCAGCCAAAUUUUCCUUAGCCAUGUAUAGGUUUCUUUUCAGAUAGACUGUUGCACCCAUACUACAGAAACUCAUUGGAGCUCAUUUAUCAACACUGGGCAAAUCUGCCCAUGGGCAGUUACCUAUAGCAACCAAUCGGUGAUUAACUUUUUAAAGCCAGUUGCAAGCUGUAAAAUGAAUGCAGCAAUCUGAUUGGUUGCCAUGGGUUACUGCCCAUGGGCAAAUUUGCCCAGUGUUGAUAAAUGAGCCCCACUGUGUGGUAUCUAUCUUGGUGUAGACCGUUUCUACUUUAGUAACCAGUUGUUAGUAUUUUACUCCUGAAGAAGACUUUUGUUUAUUGAGACCAGUGGAAGGACAUGCUGCUGGUGUUCAGUCACUACCAUGUCAAUGCUGUCUUGGACACCUUUCCAUUUUAUCUUAACUUGGUGGGGGUCAUUUUUAGACAUGACUUCAUCCAUGAUCUCAAAUCUGCUUUCAGAACUGUGGUUAGGUCUUACUCAAUACAGUCCUUCUCCUUGCCCCGGUCGACUGUUUAGCGAUAAAACAUCUCCUUGAUGGCACUUGUAGGAGACAUAUGGACCUUCUGUUCUUUCUAAAGCCCAUCACUUGUUUGCUUGCUAUAUAAAACCUGUUUUUUUUUGUGUUUUUAAUGUGCUCCUGAUCUCUCUGAUAUACUCCACAUUAGGCAGGGAGCUUAAGCUAUGAAGUUCCAUCUACGUUACUGUAGUUUAUGGUCAUAACCUCUUUAGAUCCACCAAUUGUAUGUCGAGUUACCUGCAACUGAAGAAAGUUACAUUUAUUGACCUAUAUUACAUUACAUGCAGUAUUUGAGAGAAGCUGGCGGUAGUAGAAGUUAAUUACUGUCAAUAAAUACCAUUCCUAUAGUAAAAGAUGGCCUAUGUUUUACAGUUUUGAAAGACGUAGCAGAUCAGGGCUGUGUGGUCCAUGAUGUAGCCUCUGUGAAGGUUACUUUUGUUCAUGGGGAUAGUAACUGAUGUGAAACUUAAGUCCACCAUAAUAAGUUCCAUUUCAGAGUAUUGUGAUAUUGGUGCAUAUUUAUAGAAAUUUGAAGCCAACCAAGAGGCAGCCUUUCCUGACACCUUUCAUAGAGGAGAAGCCUCCAUUCUUGUCCAGACCAGCUCCUCUUAUCCCACCAAGGCUGCCCCUGUUUCUACGUGAAGCCUAGAUGACAUAUUUAUGAAUUUGUACAUACUGCCUUUUGUAAAUGGAUAUUUAUAUAUGUAUAUCUUGUCAUUUUAUUUGUUACUGGCUUAAUACUGUUUUCUAGGAUAUUUUAAAAGAAAAAGAGCGCUUUGUAAUGUCUUAUUUAAAUAAAAUGAAUUUGUGUA
Molecule: messenger RNA, 4211 nt
Organism: Xenopus laevis (African clawed frog)
Lineage: Eukaryota; Metazoa; Chordata; Amphibia; Anura; Pipidae
Gene: lipg.L
Product: lipase, endothelial L homeolog
Exons: 10
Coding region: 227-1729 (500 amino acids)
Source: RefSeq, a predicted model, not a curated record